Messenger RNA from Cylicocyclus nassatus, 5828 nucleotides. The record is from the annotation of a GenBank genome assembly. Lineage: Eukaryota; Metazoa; Nematoda; Chromadorea; Rhabditida; Strongylidae.
CCAGCGUCGCGGUCGAUCAUUCGCGACGACGACGCUGAGCCGCGCGACUGUGCCAUCGCCGCGACGCGCGACGCGACUCGAUAAUCGCAGCUGCUUCAGAUGGCCGGAUGACGAUGUCGCUGCUAUGCGUCACGAUCAAGAAAGCGCGACUACAGGGCAGUGUUGAUGAGUUCAACACUUACGUCACGGUCAAAUUACAAAAUGUUAAGUCCACAACUGCUGUUGUGCGUGGUAAUAUACCAUGCUGGGAACAGGAGUUCAUCUUCGAGACGAAUCGCCUUGACGAAGGUAUGAUAAUCGAACUGUGGUCCAAAGGGGUGUUGUGGGAUCGCCUACUUGGCGUUCACUUCAUGCCUCUUACGGAUGUGCGAUAUUGCGCUGCUCCGGGUGAUGGGAAAUGGUUACAAAUGGAUCAAGAAUUAGAAACCCGUAACGGGCAAACUAUAGGUACUAGCAAACCCACUGGUCACAAUGUACUCGUCGAUUCACGGUUCGAAUUGCCUUUUGAUGCUCAAGCAGAAGACGCUGAGGAACUACAGGCCAAACUGCAGGCAUUAAAUCGAUUAAUAGAUAACGACCAAGUCGUGCCAAAUAACCAUCAACGAGUGCCUUUUACACAUUCCGGAAUUUCUGAAGAUAGCGACUACACGUCUGACGUCUCGUUCCCAAUUCAUCAUCAACCGAAUAGCUCCGCACAUCAAUGGGAUUCACACUUACAUCCUCAUAGAUAUCGGCAUCAAAAAGACCCAACGCUGCAGGCUAGUUACGAGGACGAAGAAGACGCAUAUCACGCGCAACCCGACGACCAAUACCACGAUUCCGCUCAUCAUUACGAUAGUGAUUACGCCGUAAAAACGUACGGCAGUGAGGUGCCUUCGCACGAUUACGAGUACUCAACCUAUGACGCGGAAGCGUCGACGGGUCGCGGUGUGCCGUCUGGCAAUCAAAAAAUGUCCUAUGAUCAACAUUACACUGAUGCCUAUGGAUAUGAGGUUAAUGGCUACAAAGAAGAGGAAUACUACCAAGAUGAAGAGCCGGACGAACAACAGCAUAAUGCUCAUUUUGGCCGAAAUCCUCGAUAUGCGGAGCCGUACGGCUCGUUGGAAGGCACAUCUGACUAUCGAGAGGAGUAUAGGCAACAGUAUCCUGGCGAUUACUGGAAUGAACAGGAGCCUCUCUCCUACAACAGUCGGCCACCGCAACCAGUCCAACCUUUCCGAUCUUGGCAUGAUUCCGUUGAAGCUGCCGAAUCUGGGACGGAGAGAGAAAAGAGCAUGGAUGAUCAGAACACCUAUGUAGAAAGUGAAGGACGAAAUUCCAAAGCAAGUUAUCGGACAUCAUCUGUUGACAAAACAGAACGACGGUACGAUAGCGAUACGAGUUACGUCGGUGGACGAACGUCAUCUUUGGAAAAAACGGAACGACGGUACGAUAGCGAUGCCAGCCGUCGCACAGAUCGGACUCCCUCCGUCGACAAAACGGAGCGACGAUAUGACAGCGAUGCAAGCCGUCGGACAGAGCGGACACCCUCGGUAGAGAAAGUGGAACGACGAUACGAUAGCGAUUCAAGUCAUCGUGGGGACUUAUAUGGAGAUGAGUAUGAAAAUCGGCGAACCGAGUCACGAACGUAUAAUUGGCGGUAUGAUAGCAUACAAGAGGAAGACCAUGUCAAAGAAGAUUACCAUGAUGACAAAGCGAUAAGAAAUUGGCGAGAUGAACCGUCGAAGGAUGAAGAGUGGCAUCCGGAAGAGCAACAUCCACAAAUCAUCGAUGAAGGAGAGCACUCAGCUACGGAAGGUUACCAGGCGGAUCGAGAAGACUCGUCCAGACAGAAUAGUGUGGAACGUAAUGAAGCAGUGACCCAACCGUCUACGGAUAUUGCACACCAAACAAUCCAAGAAGAAGAUGAGAAACGAACUCCACACGAGCUUUGGCAUUGGGCAUACAAACAAGUGUGCAAAAGCCUUGGAUACAAGUCGACGGUCUUGGACGGAAAUGGAUCUGCGGCUGCGAAUGCCUUCUACAAAAGCAUCGAUGCGGCACCGAAUAUGAAUGUGGCUCGAACGAAGACGGGCAUUCCGCUCGUCUCAGAAUUGACCAUGGCCACGAAGAGAGCUCAAGCUGGAUUAGCAAAUGCAGCAAAAACUACGUUUGGAGAUGAGGAAUUGAAGCAACACGUGUAUCGAAAGUGCCUACAAGCUUUGAUCUAUCCGAUCAGCUGUACUACACCACAUAAUUUUCAAACAACCAAUUUCCAAACUCCUACUUGGUGCUAUGAAUGUGAAGGAUUGUUAUGGGGACUGGCCAGACAAGGUUUGCGCUGCACAGAAUGCGGGGUCAAAGUUCAUGAGAAAUGCCGAGAAUUGCUCAGCGCCGAUUGUCUGCAGAGAGCGGCUGAGAAGAGCUCAAAGCAUGGUGAAGGAGAACGAAUACAGUCAUUAGUGGCAGUGAUUCGAGAUCGAAUGAAGAUACAAGAAAAGAACAAGCCUGAAAUUUUCGAAACUAUACGCACUGUUUUCGGUGUUGAUGAACGAACACAACAAGAGACACUGAAGCAAGUGAAGACCAGCAUUCUUGAGGGUAGCAGUAAAUGGAGUGCGAAAAUAACUUUGACGGUAAUCUGUGCGCAAGGAUUGAUUGCAAAGGAUAAAACUGGCAAGAGUGAUCCGUAUGUGACAGCACAGGUUGGUAAAGUGAAACGACGAACUCGAACCAUCCACCAAGAACUGAAUCCUGUAUGGAAUGAGAAGUUCUACUUCGAAUGCCACAACUCUACGGAUCGUAUCAAAGUACGUGUAUGGGAUGAGGACAACGAUCUGAAGUCGAAGCUAAGGCAAAAAUUGACACGAGAGAGUGAUGACUUUUUGGGGCAAACCGUGAUUGAAGUUAGGACGCUGUCUGGAGAAAUGGACGUAUGGUAUAAUUUAGAAAAACGAACGGACAAGUCUGCUGUGUCUGGAGCGAUUCGAUUGCACAUCUCUGUCGAAAUCAAGGGAGAAGAAAAGCUGGCAUCUUAUCAUGUACAGUACACCUGCUUGCAUGAACAUCUCUUCCAGGCGAUGUCCAUAGAGAAUGAUGAGUUGAAACUGCCAGAUGCAAAAGGUGAAGAUAGCUGGAAAGUUUAUUUCGAUGACGUUGGCCAGGAAAUUGUUGAAGAGUUUGCCAUGCGCUAUGGGAUUGAAAGUAUCUAUCAGGCUAUGACACAUUUCGCAUGCCUUUGUACAAAGUAUAUGUGUGUCGGUGUUCCAGCCGUAUUGUCGACUCUACUUGCCAAUAUCAAUGCCUUUUAUGCACAUACGACGGCCACUUCAGCCGUAUCAGCAUCGGACCGAUUCGCUGCUUCAAAUUUUGGUAGAGAACGAUUCGUAAAAUUGCUCGAUCAACUGCACAAUAGCUUACGAAUAGACCUCAGCAUGUACAGGAAAUAUUUUCCCUCUUCUUCACCGGCAAAACUCCAAGAUCUUAAAUCCACAGUCGAUUUGCUCACUUCCAUCACGUUCUUCCGGAUGAAAGUACUGGAACUCGCCAGUCCACCUCGAGCUUCCAAUGUCGUCUCGGAAUGUGCCAAGGCAUGCAUGCAGUCCACAUACCAAUUGUUGUUCGACUCGUGCUGUGAACAAGGUGCACCUUCGUCGGAAUCCGUCCGAUUUUGGUUCGACUUCCUUGACUACAUGAUGCGCGUAAUCGAAGACGAUCGGACUGUAUAUGGGCCAAGUCUCAAUCAAUUCCCACAAGAGCUCAAUGUUGGCAAUUUAUCGGCCGGAACGCUAUGGACACUAUAUAAAAUGGAUUUGAAAAUGGCGUUGGAAGAGCAUGCGACAACAAAGAAAUGUCCGACGCCAGAGUACAUGAAUUUGUACUUCAAAGUGAAAGGAUUCUACUUUAAGUAUGUGUCCGAGUUACCCCAGUAUAAACAAUCGAUACCAGAAUUUCCAGCGUGGUUUAUCCCAUUUGUCAUGGACUGGUUGAACGAGAACGAUGAGCACUCGAUGGAUAUCCUGAGGAACGCCUACAAUAGGGACAAGGCGGACAACUUCCCACAAACAUCCGAUCAUACGCGAUUUUCAAACAGCGUUGUCGAUGUGUUCACACAGCUCAAUGAGGCUCUUAAAUUGCUCAAACAAAUGGACUGCCCCAAUCCUGUUGUCUAUGCGGAUAUGAUGAAGAGAUUCAGCAAGACUUUGAACAAGGUCCUGUUAGCCUAUGCUGACAUGGUUCAUAAGGACUUCCCGAAAUUUUCAUCAAAUGAGAAGCUUGCAUGCAUCCUUAUGAAUAAUGUGCAACAACUCAGGGUUCAACUAGAAAAGAUCUAUGAGACAAUGGGUGGCUCAGAACUUGAUCCAACUUGCAGUCAAGUACUGACGAACCUACAGAAGAAGCUGAACAGCGUCUUGGAUAAACUUUCUGGCCAGUUUGUUACCACCCUUGAACCGAUGAUCCAAGAACAAACGAACAAACUCGGAGCGUUGUUGACUAAGAUCAAAGGACCGCAAUUGCAGAAGACCCAGGUGGCAGCGGAAGUAGACAUCGUAUUGGAACCGUUGAUGGAUUUGCUCGAAGGCUCAUUGCAGCGAUACUUCCAACAAUGUGAAAAGACUGUGCUCAAGUAUAUCCUAAAGGAGCUCUGGCGAAUAACGAUCGUCGACAUGGAGAAAAUGGUUGUUUUACCUCCGUUGGCUGACAAGACUUUACUCAAGCAACUGCCCAACGCCAAGAUUCAAGAUGUCACGAAAUUAAUGUCCACCAACAUACAAAAUAUCAAAGGAAUGAGCUCCGUUAAAGAGAUGAUGGACAUGGCUCGAGAAUGUGAACGAUCAUUGACGCCGAAGCAAUGCACAGUAUUGGAUGCAGCCCUUGAUGCAAUCAAAGAAUGCUUCCAUGCUGGUGGGCAAGGCUUGAAGAAGUCGUUCUUCGAGAAGAGUCCCGAGUUACAAUCUUUGAAGUAUGCGCUAAGCUUGUACACGCAGACGACAGAACAACUUAUCAAGACGUUCAUAACCAGCCAAAAGCAGCAAGAUUUGCCAUCUCAAGAACAGCCUGUCGGAGAGGUUAGCGUGCAAGUGGAUCUGUUCAGCCAUCCUGGCACCGGGGAGCAGAAAGUCACCGUCAAAAUUCUUGCGGCGAAUGACCUGCGAUGGCAAACUUCGUCUGUCUUCAAACCGUUCGUUGAAGUGCAUCUGGUCGGUCCACAUCUAUCCGAUAAGAAACGAAAGAUGGCAACGAAGAGCAAGCCAGGCAACUGGGCACCAAAGUUCAAUGAAACGUUCCAUUUCUUCCUCGGCAACGAAGGAGAGCCAGAACACUACGAGUUGAUGUUCCAAGUGAAAGAUUAUUGCUUUGCACGAGAAGAUCGUAUUGUUGGCGUUGGAGUGCUUCAACUUGCGAAUGUUGUUGAACAAGGGUCAUGUGCUAUGUGGGUACAACUUGGUCAACGCUUGCAUAUUGACGAGACUGGUUUGAUAUUGUUGAGGAUUUUGAGUCAAAGGCAAACUGAUGAGGUCGCUCGUGAAUUCGUUCGCUUAAAAUCGGAAUGCCGUCACGAAACCGAAACACCACUAGCAGCAUCAGCCAGUAAUCAAAACAUUGGCCGAUAUGUUCUCCAAGUUGACCUAACGCAUUGCGGGGUGUUGUUAUGUGCAGUGCAAUUGCACAAUCACAGUUACGUGUACACAAACAGUGAUUCUCUCUCUAUAGAUUGUAAGUUCGAUAAUGACCAAAUCAACAAGAUUUCUGUUGUGAUCAGAGCCGAACAUAGCUAUAUGGACAGAAACCUUGUCGAAUUUGAUGGUUGGGCGGGGCUGGAUUUGAAGACGGGUCUGCAACAAUAA